Messenger RNA from Mesorhabditis belari, 1722 nucleotides. The record is from the annotation of a GenBank genome assembly. NCBI's taxonomy places the organism in Eukaryota, Metazoa, Nematoda, Chromadorea, Rhabditida, Rhabditidae.
AUGGAUGAAUUGCCGGUGGGGAAUUUUUUACCCGAUGUCAUCAUUUGUCAAAUCUUCAAAUAUCUUCGACUAAUCGAUAUUCAAAAUGCUUCUCUAACGUGUAAAGCAUGGGGAAGAAAUGGGACAGCGACAAUUCGGCGUCUUCAGGAUAGUUUCAUGUACAAAAAACGCUUUCUCUGGCAAAGAAUCGUUCAUCCAUCAAAUAUACGUCAUCCGAUCGAGGAUCGAAUCGAUUCAGCGAUGUGUUUCUCUCCAUCAAUGAACAGUGUCUACUUAUUUGGUGGUACAAAUCUUCGAAGAGUUGCUGCUUUCAAUGAUAUGUUUCGAUUUGACAUGGAUCGUUUAUGUUGGUCAAGAGUGAUUACGAAACAUUCUAUACCACAGCCGAAAGGACAAGCGACAAUGACAAGAUGGGGAUCGAAUUGUAUGGUUGUUUAUGGAGGAAACGGACCCAAGCCACCUUCUUUUGCCACAUCGCCUUUCCACUCAGAAGUGUAUUUGUAUUAUAUUGAUGAAGCCUCUUGGACGCUCAUGAGUACAACGAAUGAAGGACCCCGCUUGAGUGGUCAUGCUGCAAUCGUCAUGCAUGAUCAUCUCAUCGUUUUUGGAGGUCGCUUAGCGGAACAAGUUGCAAAUCAUACCUUGUAUGCAUUCGAUUUGAAAAAAGCCAUUUGGAAGAUGCCGAAAAUACAAGGAGUUGCUCCAAAUGGCCGAUAUGGAGCUACAUUUGUGCCAAUCACUUCUGGAAAGUUACUACUCGCUAAUGGAGUUCCUUUUCUGAAGGAUCGACAACCGGAACCGAAUGAAAUGGCUAAUUCGAAUUGGAUUCUUUCGUUCAACCCCGAAGAUUUUGAUGGCCCUUGGACAUGGACAAAGAAACUUGUGCAUGGACUAAAAUGUGACGAUACAGAAGAAAUGAGAAACAGUUGUUCGGCAGUGGCGUGGUGGGAAUACAAUGGCCGAAUUCGACUCGCCUCAUUAGGCACCUCACCAAAACCGCAAACUUCACGCGACACUUUAUUUGCGAAAGAAUACAAAAAUAUUGAAGACGAGAUGAGACGGCUUUUCAACGAGAUGAAAGCGAAUCUCGAGAGGUGUUUUCGAGAAAGAAUCGAGAAGCUGAAACGCAUUCGUGAGGGUUUAGCUAAAAGUGAUGAUGAGCUUCUUGAUCCAAACUUGAGUUUUCUGAGUAGUGGGGGAUAUCGGCUCAAUGUUUCGAAUCUAUGGAAUAGAGCACAAGAAGCGAAAAUGAUGGAAGUGAAUCGAGAAGAGGGACUUGGACUUUGCAAGCUGGAUGCUCGAAUGCGAUCGAUUGAGACGCGAUCGGCUCAGACUACGAUCUCAGUGGUUCGCGAGUCAAAAGAAGCUUGUCUCCUCGACGACACCGAUCUCGCCGAUAUAGUCCGAGCGAUUCGACAGUCCAUCAACUCCUUGCAAUUGGACUAUUAUUCAAAGCCUUUUGAGCCGCCAGAAGGCUCAUUACGGUUUCUCCUCAGAAGAGCCUGUCUACCGAGAUUUUCACUUUUCCUUGCUGAUGUCACCAAUAUUCUCAAAGAGGAUACUUUAGUAUGGGAAGCGCAACCGAUCGAAAUGCGUGCGAGUCCUCUCUCUAAUCGUUUCAGUUUUUUGGCGGCUAAAGGUGAGCUUCUCUUGCAUGGCGGAAUCACUGGGAACGAGUCUUGUGUUGGCGGUGCCUAUCUUCUUUCGCUUGAUAGAGAAGGA